Pochonia chlamydosporia 170 is the source of this 363-nucleotide messenger RNA. RefSeq lists its product as hypothetical. Bases 1 to 363 code for a protein of 120 amino acids. The record is from RefSeq and is a predicted model, not a curated record. The transcript has a single exon. Lineage: Eukaryota; Fungi; Ascomycota; Sordariomycetes; Hypocreales; Clavicipitaceae.
AUGACACACAAAUUCUACUGCUCCGACCAGUCCAGCUACGAAUUCAAGCCUAGGACCGCAUCUAGUCCGAGCUUAAAACACGAACGAGGAGCUUCCCGUUUAAUAUAUACUUACGUACAGAGUACUGCUCGAGCUCUCCGCAGCCUGCCACACAUCAUCUAUAACAACGUAGCUUUUCGCUUCUCUCACCACCACCCACCUCCUCCUUUCUCCUCUCAAAUCCAAUUGCUCUCUAGGAUCUUCGGACGGAACUUGAGAGACAAUCGGCACCGAACGGCUCAAACCACCACCACAAAGGCAUCUUUUACGCGACACACAUCAAAAUGGUAUCUUUUCGCCCCUUGUCCCGUUCUCUCCCCUUAG